UGGCAACUUCGAAUCAAGCCAUCCCACGAAGUCCUUCCUUUCCUUUACAUGCCAAACAAGAGAGCCUCUCCUCAUCUCUCCCCUCUCCAACCCCCCUCAAAAGGAAGCAUCUUCCUUCCCCUGAGCCCCGCUCUCCCCUCCCCGGAAAGCCCACCAUGCCCGUCGACACCCUCCCCGGUUCCGGCCAGACCAUCUGCGUCACUGGCGCUGGCGGUUUCAUCGCCUCUUGGAUGGUCAAGCUGCUCCUCGAGAGAGGCUAUGCGGUGCGAGGCACCCUCAGGAACCCAGACGAUCCGAAGAAUGCGCAUCUGAGAGAGCUGGAAGGGGCCAGCGAGAGAUUGACGCUGCACAAGGGUGAUCUGAUGGACUACGAGAGCUUGAGGGAAGCCAUCAUGGGGUGCGACGGCGUCUUCCACACCGCCUCUCCGGUCACCGACGAUCCCGAGCAAAUGGUGGAGCCGGCGGUGAUCGGGACGAAAAACGUGAUUGUUGCGGCGGCGGAGGCCAAGGUCCGGCGGGUGGUGUUCACCUCCUCCAUCGGCGCAGUCACCAUGGACCCGAACCGAGGUCCGGAUGUCGUGGUGGAUGAGUCUUGCUGGAGCGACCUCGAAUUUUGCAAGAGUACUAAGAACUGGUAUUGCUACGGCAAGGCGGUGGCGGAGCAGGCGGCUUGGGAGGAGGCGAAGGAGAGAGGGGUCGACAUCGUGGUGGUCAACCCCGUGCUCGUGCUCGGGCCGUUGCUUCAGUCGACGAUCAACGCAAGCAUCAUCCACAUCCUCAAGUACCUGACCGGGUCGGCCAAGACGUACGCCAACUCGGUCCAAGCGUACGUGCACGUGAAGGACGUCGCGCUCGCUCACAUCCUCAUCUUCGAGAACCCAUCCGCCUCGGGCCGCUAUUUGUGCGCCGAGAGCGUCCUCCACCGCGGCGACGUGGUGGAAAUCCUCUCCAAGUUCUUCCCCGAGUACCCAUUCCCGACCAAGUGCUCUGAUGAGGUUAAUCCAAGAGCAAAACCAUACAAAUUCUCCAACCAGAAGCUGAGAGACUUGGGGCUCGAGUUCACCCCGGUGAAGCAGUGCCUGUACGAAACCGUCAAGAGCUUGCAGGAGAAAGGCCACCUACCUGUCCCUCCCCCGCCGGAAGAUUCGGUGCGUAUUCAAGCAUGAUCUAGAUCCGUCGUGGUGCAAAUUAGUAAUUUCCGAGAAAAACGAGAUCGAUAUGUGGGAAUUUGUUUCUACUUUUCUUAGUCAAAUAUGGAGAUAUUAUUAAUCCCGAGUUCUGCACUGUAUUGGAAGUUGUCAAUUUGAUCAAUCAUUGUAAGGCAUCGUUGGCAGAAAUGGGAUGUGAAUUACCGUCC
Messenger RNA from Rhodamnia argentea, 1357 nucleotides. RefSeq names its product cinnamoyl-CoA reductase 1-like. The coding region runs from base 156 to 1166 and encodes 336 amino acids. Gene Ontology annotation, molecular function: oxidoreductase activity, acting on the CH-OH group of donors, NAD or NADP as acceptor. The record is from RefSeq and is a predicted model, not a curated record. NCBI's taxonomy places the organism in Eukaryota, Viridiplantae, Streptophyta, Magnoliopsida, Myrtales, Myrtaceae. The transcript is spliced from 5 exons.